Centropristis striata (black sea bass) is the source of this 2174-nucleotide messenger RNA. RefSeq names its product actin related protein 10 (gene actr10). The record is from RefSeq and is a predicted model, not a curated record. Bases 116 to 1369 code for a protein of 417 amino acids. NCBI's taxonomy places the organism in Eukaryota, Metazoa, Chordata, Actinopteri, Perciformes, Serranidae. Gene Ontology annotation, biological process: retrograde axonal transport of mitochondrion. The transcript has 13 exons.
GCGCGUUCCUGAGGACCCAACCCAGCCCAACCGGAAGACAACAGAUGUUUCAUCCCUUUGAGACGAUGCAAACCUGUCAACACUAAAUACUAGCAUCAUUCACUAAGUUAAUAAAAUGCCAUUAUUUGACGGGUUGGGAAGUGGAGGAGAGAAGACUGCGAUCGUUAUUGACCUCGGAGCAGCAUACACAAAAUGUGGCUUUGCAGGGGAAACGGGGCCCAGGUUCAUAAUUCCGAGCGAGAUCCGGAAACCGGGGCAGCAGCAGGCCAUCAAAGUGGUACAAUACAACAUCAACACAGAAGAGCUUUAUGUCAUCCUCAAAGAGUUUAUCCAUUUACUGUACUUCAGGCACCUGCUGGUGAACCCUCGAGACAGAAGAGUGGUCAUCAUCGAGUCCAUCCUCUGCCCGUCUCACUUCAGGGAGACGCUCACCAAGGUUUUCUUCAAACAGUUUGAGGUGCCCUCUGUGCUGUUUGCUCCAAGUCACUUGAUGGCCAUCAUGACUUUGGGCAUCAACUCUGCUCUGGUGAUGGAUUGUGGACACACAGAGACACUGGUGUUGCCUGUUUAUGAGUGCACUCCUAUCCUGCCAGCUUGGGAGGCUUUGCCUUUGGGAGGGAAAGCCAUCCAUAAAGAAUUAGAAGGACUUCUUGUGGAGCAGUGCACUGUGGACACAGACACCACCACUGGGCAGAGCGUACCAGCUGCCAUCGGGACCAUUCCAGAGGAGACUGUGGAGGAUAUCAAGGUGAGAACAUGCUUUGUCAGUGACCUGCAGAGAGGCCUCAAGCUCCAGGAAGCCAAAUUCAACCUGGAUGGUACAGCAGAACGUCCAGCCCCUCCUCCAGAUGUUGAUUAUCCUCUGGAUGGUGAGAAAAUCCUGCACGUCAAAGGAUCAAUCAGGGACUCUGUGAUGGAGAUCCUGUUUGAACAAGACAAUGAAGAGAAGAGUGUGGCCUCUCUGAUACUAGAUGCUCUGGUCAAGUGCCCCAUUGACACACGUAAGGUGCUCUCAGAGAACCUGGUGGUGAUCGGAGGCACCGCCAUGCUGCCGGGUUUCCUGCACCGUCUGCUGGCAGAGAUACGCCUCCUGGUGGAGAAACCCAAGUAUAGCGACGUGCUGGCCAGCAAGAGCUUGCGUAUCCACGCUCCACCGGCCAAGCCCAACUGCACCGCCUGGCUCGGAGGUGCUAUAUUCGGGGCGCUGCAGGACAUUCUAGGCAGCAGGUCGGUGUCACGAGACUACUACAACCAGACAGGCCGCAUCCCAGACUGGUGCUGCCUGAGCUCCCCUCCUCCAGAGUCUCUCUACGAAGCAGGAAAGACGCCUCCUCCUCUUAUGAAGAGAGCCUUCUCCACAGAGAAGUAGAACGCGCUGUAACAUUACUGAAACAAUGUACUCUCCUCUACAUGAUAGAACAGUUGACUUAUCUUAUAUGUAACAUCUCAACUCAAGUCUUGUCUAAGUGUUAACGACACAAACGGCUCUAGAUGGUUUGUAUGUCUAGUAGACACAUGUUUUUGUACUUUGAGUGAUGAUGAUGAUGAUCAGGCGAGCUGGUUUCUGACCUCAACAGACAGAACAGAUAUUGGGAUUACAUUGAUAAGGAUCAGGACUACAGCUGUUAGAAUUUCAAAUAGGUAACCUGUACGUACUCACUCACUUUACUUUGCUCCGUUUGUUGGCAGUUGCACUAAAAAUACAUUGUGCUCAGCAGAACCAAGCUGAACUUUAGUCAUUCAUUUGUAAACAAAACUGCAGAACUGCGAAGUGUGGAGAUCUGACUGUUUUUUUAGACAGUGAUGUCCCAUGAAGAUGAAAAAUGUCACUUAUUUAUUGUUUGGAUCUGUCCGUAUAAAGUGGUGGUUGAAUAAAGGCCCUGUACACUCACACAGGUGUUUUUCAGUUAUUCCAUAUUAAAACAGAGUGGAGGCAUCCUCUGAGAUAACAAAACUCACCACCCUAAAAAGUAUGUAACAGGAGAUAUUAUGUGAUCUGAAUAUAUCCACAUUGUCUUUACAGUGAUCUAAUCGAUCUAAAAAUUGAAAUCAUCUGUGUGUGUUGACCAUAGUUGUUGUUUACAGCCUUUAAACACCUUUUAAACAAUACCAUCCUACUCUGUAACCUUUAAAUCCAACUGUUACCACAAAUAAAUAUUCAGAAUUCAAUCAAA